UGCAAGCUACUACAGCCACUAUACUUCUCACGACAGCCUCACACGGCAUCACCUCUCAGCUUUUGAUCCUUUCUAGCUAGUCACGCCCAAAGGCGGAAAACAGAGUCGCCAGGAUGACUUCGGUUGAGCGCUCUCCGCCCACGCAUAGCCCGCCAGGGCCGGAUGCCAAACGCCCUCGGGGCAUUCUCAAGAACCCUUCCUACAAUACCCCGCCAUCGCCCCUACAGCUGCGCGAACGCUCCUCGUCAAGCAAAGAAGUGACGCUCGCCAACACGCAGCUCAACGCCGGCCACCGCCGAUCAUCCUCCGGAGCAGGCUCCCGCCGCCACUCGUCGACCAGCGUCACGGACCCUUCGGAGCCGGGCCAGCGCCUCAAGUGGGAUGAGGCGAACCUCUACCUGACGGAGCAGGAGCGGACGUCGACUAUGAAAAUCACCGAACCAAAGACCCCCUAUGCGAAGCACUACGACCCGGCGGAAGACCCCUCCGACGACGACGAAGACGUCGACGGGGGUGAGGGCGCGGGCGGCGUGGACGGGGCUGCUGCUGCUCGCAAGGCUCACCGUCGUGGUGCUGAGGACGACAUUCCGGGCCUAUCGCUGGGCGAGCCGGAGGAGGAAAUCCCGGAGAGGCCGGCGCCGGCGUCGCGCAGCUCCAGCGAGAAGACGGUCCAUGUGGACAAGGGCAGCGUCACCCCCUCGGCGGAGGAGGAGAUCGUGGGGCUCUCGGCGGAAGAAAGGGAGAAGCACCGCAAGUUUGAGGAGAUGAGGAAGAAGCAUUACGAGAUGAAGAGCGUGGCGCACAUUCUGGGCCAUCCCGAGGCGAUACCCGAUGACGAGGACGAGGAGGAUGAGGACGAAGACGAGGAGAAUGGGGAGAAUGGGGUUCCACCUAUGCCACCUUUGCCUGCGCAUCUUGUGAAUGGGUCAGCAUAGCCGAAAGGGCGGAUAUUAUGCUAUGCAGCCGUUCGUUUCGUCUACUUAUUUUUCUCUCCCUCAGCAAUGGAGGGAUUUGCGUCAUUCUUUCUGGAGUUGGGGUUACAACAUCAGGCGUUGUUGGGUGCGGGAACGUAGGGAACCAAGUGGCGCGCAUGCGCAAAUUGACGAUGGGGGUGGUGAAGCGUGGUAUGGGCCUCGUGUCCGCUUAGCAGCACGAUUAAGAGGGACGAAGAUGGCGGUGGAUGUUAUCUAGGCAU
Molecule: messenger RNA, 1195 nt
Organism: Trichoderma reesei QM6a
Lineage: Eukaryota; Fungi; Ascomycota; Sordariomycetes; Hypocreales; Hypocreaceae
Exons: 2
Coding region: 114-935 (273 amino acids)
Biological process (GO): regulation of signal transduction
Molecular function (GO): protein phosphatase inhibitor activity
Source: RefSeq, a predicted model, not a curated record